Linum tenue is the source of this 1190-nucleotide messenger RNA. The record is from the annotation of a GenBank genome assembly. Lineage: Eukaryota; Viridiplantae; Streptophyta; Magnoliopsida; Malpighiales; Linaceae.
CAAACCACGCACACACACAGCGAGAAGAACGGAAAAAGAAAGAACUACUCGUUUCUUUUCUUCUUCUCCAGUCGAGUCCAGUCCACCAACUUCCAGUUUCCCCCACAUAAUUCAUCUCCUGUCCUCAAGUCGCCGGAUCCAGAAAUUCGCCGCAGGUUGUGGCGGAUUCUCCAUUACCCAGAUUCCGAAUUAGGGUAGCCGGAGAUCUGUUAAUCCUCCAAAAUGGGGAAGGGCGGCGGCUGUGUUCCCAGCAAGAAGAAACAACCUCCCGUCGCCGACAAUCCUCCUCAGCCGGCCCCCUCCACCGCCGCUGCCACCGCAACCACCCCCGCAUCGGCCCAUUCGACGAACACCACCGACGAGAACCACGCCGGUACCAACAGCCAUGUCGUGGCCGCCGCAGACGCCGCAAUUGAACCUCCUCCCGCCGCGAAAUUGAAGAUACUCAUCGUGUUCUACUCGAUGUACGGCCACGUGGAGUUUCUGGCUCGGAGGAUGAAGACAGGCGUGGACGGAGUCGAAGGAGUCGAGGCGCUGCUGUAUCGGGUCCCGGAGACGCUGGCGAGCGAGGUUUUGGAGCAGAUGAAGGCGCCGCCGAAGGACCCUUCGAUCCCGGAGAUAACAGCGGCGGAAUUGGUUGGUGCGGAUGGGAUUCUGUUUGGGUUCCCCACGAGGUAUGGGUCAAUGGCUGCACAGAUGAAGUCGUUUUUCGAUUCCACCGGCCAAUUGUGGAAUGAGCAGAAGCUCGCCGGGAAGCCAGCUGGGUUCUUUGUUAGCACCGGAACGCAAGGCGGCGGUCAAGAAACCACGGCGAUGGACAGCAAUCACCCAGUUGGCUCACCAUGGCAUGUUGUUUGUUCCCGUGGGCUACACCUUUGGUGCUGGUAUGUUCAAGAUGGACUCUAUCCGAGGGGGCUCACCAUAUGGUGCUGGAGUUUUUGCUGGUGAUGGUUCGAGACAACCGAGUGAAACCGAGCUGGCACUUGCAGAACACCAGGGCAAGUAUAUGGCCACAAUAGUGAAGAGGCUCGCUCAUGCUUGAUCUAAGAAAGUGUUUGUUAUCUCUCGUUUAUGGCAAGGAAGAAAAUGGUGAGCCGCUUGUCAGUUUGAAAUCGUCUGUUUGUUGGUGUUUUAUUGGAUUUGUGAAUUUGCAGAAUUGAAUAUACUUCACCCUACAAAUAGCUCAGCUU